AUGAAGGAUCCAGGAAAGUUCACCUUUGCUUGUAUAAUUGGUGGAGUAAAUAUCCCACAUGUUUUAUGGGAUUUAGUAUCUAGUAUAAAUGUUAUGCCCUUGAGUAAAGUUAAAGAUUUUAACUUGGGAGAGAUCAUACAUAGUAAUAUGACUCUUACUUUAGUUGAUUCAUCUAUCACUCAUAAGCUUGGUAUGUUGCAAGAUGUGUUAGUACAUGUUGAUGGGUUAGUCUUCCCUGCAGAUUUUAUGGUAAUUGACAUGAAAGGAGAUUCAAGAGGUUCAGUUAUUCUCAUAUGCCCAUUCUUGGUAACCUGGAAAGCGUUAAUAGAUGUGGAGACAAGUGAACUUGUUUUGAAGUUCAACAAGGAAAAGGCGGUGUUUAAUAUGUAUGAAUAG
Messenger RNA from Lathyrus oleraceus (garden pea), 396 nucleotides. RefSeq lists its product as uncharacterized. NCBI's taxonomy places the organism in Eukaryota, Viridiplantae, Streptophyta, Magnoliopsida, Fabales, Fabaceae. The coding region runs from base 1 to 396 and encodes 131 amino acids. The record is from RefSeq and is a predicted model, not a curated record. The transcript has a single exon.